GUUGAGGAUUACAGGUCGGGAUAUCCCCGUUUCGCUGCACUCAUUUCGGCGCAUGACGGCUACUUUGUGUGUCGGCGUUUCAACAACCUUCGAGGUCGACUACUAUUGUUGAAGCAGGACAAGCUCUCGAUACUUGAGCAAAGACUAGAUGAAGUUGAUCAGCAAGAGACUUCUCUUCUCUUCCUUGGAAAGUGCCGGUCUGAUAAGAACCCGGAUCGGAUAUCUCCUUUGGCUGAGAUUGAUACAUGUCUUGCUGAUUAUGCGAUAGACGAUUUCGUCAAAAGGACCUGUCAGAUGCUGGGUUACAGCCCUGCGCAACAGAGAGAUAUAGCGAGCCUGCAGAACUGGCUGGACGGCACUGGUUGUCUGGCCAGAGCCGAAACAGAGUACCUCACAUAUUAUCGAGAGCUGGCUUCCUUAGCUCCAGCGUGCGACAGUGCAGUAGUGCAUCUCGAAGCUUGGGUAGAGGACAAGCUCAUACGAUUCUAUCGGGGGUUUCGAAAAAGCCGUUUUCACGACAUCUCAACGGAUACAAACGUAUAUAUCUAUUCUGGACCCCUGAUCAAGCGAGCCGCUAAAGCAUUACUGUUGUUUAUGAUAACACUUCUGUUGCUAAUGCCAAUCAUUAUCUGCAAUGUAAUUAACAGGUUUUCAACUCGAAUUAUUACCGUUAUAAUUUUCACGAUUUCGUACCUUUUCAUACUCUCUGGGCUAACUGGGUCGAGGGCGAUGGAAUUAGUCAUCGCCGGUGCAACGUAUGCCACCAUAUUGAUUGUAUUUGUGUCUGGCACUAGCGCUGUUGAAUGCUAG
Hyaloscypha bicolor E is the source of this 810-nucleotide messenger RNA. RefSeq lists its product as uncharacterized. Lineage: Eukaryota; Fungi; Ascomycota; Leotiomycetes; Helotiales; Hyaloscyphaceae. The record is from RefSeq and is a predicted model, not a curated record. The annotation marks the transcript as partial. The transcript is spliced from 4 exons.